ACAUUUCUAUCAAAUAAUCGCAUUACAAAUUUAUGUAAACUAUGCUAUGUUUUCGAUAGUGAAUACAUCACAGGACGCCGCUUCAAAUCAAGGUACAACAUCUUUUUGCUUAUAUCAUAUUAGAAAACAUUCGGACAUGUACGGAUGCUGGAACCUGCGUAACAUCCGUAUGUGACGUAACAUCCGCAUGUGACGUAACACUAUGCUACGCUAUGAACUCUGGGUAUUGAAGUCCGCUAGCCUAUACGAUCCGUAAAAACACUGCUGUGUUGAGAAUUACUGUAUAUUGAGGUAAAGUAAACAUGUUUUGCUAUCUGAAAAUGUCUAUACGCUAUACUAAUAUAUAUUUAAAACCAACGUUGAGUCACUAAUCUUUCAAAUAAAUAGUUCAAUUCUUUAUAUCCACAUGUAUGUUUCAAUGAAUCAUGAAUCAAUUCUAAUCAUCAUCUUAAAUCUUUUUAUCCAAAUCUUUUAUCCGUAUUGUAUUAUUUAUUAAUCAAUUAUUUUAUACGUCGUGACAUGCCAUCUAACUACUAUUUCCUCCGUCUAGAUUUACAAGGGUCUAUAGAGCGACCGGUAUUUAUUGACCUGACACAUGACGAGGAGGCUGGCUCCAGCAGAGCAUUGUUAGAUCUUACAGCACAUGACGAGGAGGCUGGCUCCAGCAGAGCGGUUCCGGACCCCUCAUUAUUAAUAGAAAGGAGUUGUGAUCUUACCACUGGUGGCGACGCAUGCUGCGUAGUGCCAGAGCCGUCAUUAUUCAUAGAAAGGAGUUGCGGAUCCGGUGACGAUGUGUCUAACUGGACAGAUACACAGCUGAACGUUUGGGAGCGUUCGUCUUGGUCCAGCGGGCGAGAGGAGAGGUCUCCGAUAAGGCGUCAGCAGACACCGUUAGCCGAACAAGAAGACAUCGCCGACGACGAACGAUCAUCAUCGGCGAGGGGUAGACAGACACCGUUUGCUCUUCAAGAUCAAAAUACUGUCUCGCUAGAUCAACUCAACGCUAUCUUAAGAGAGUCUAAUAUUCCUUUACACGAGUCCAUUGACAGACUGUGGGGUUCUGUCGGCGAGAUACAUACGAUUCUUAUGAGAUUGUAUGCUUUUAUCGAAGGUGUUAAUCAUCGCGAUGAAGCAUUGGAGAAUUCUUUCAACCGUUUGCUCGAGUCAUCAAACGAGCAGAUGAGAGAAAGGCGUCUGAUAGUUGAACUCCUCUGUGCUAUAAACGCCGUACUAUUUUCUAGAUAGUCACUAUUUUUAUAUUGACCAGUGAUCGCUAUAAGUUUUUACAUUUAUCUCUAUAUCUUAUAAUCGAUUUUUACAUUUACAAUUUUAUCUCUAUAUCUUACAUUCAAUAUUUUUUAUAUUACCAUUUAUAUCUAUAUCUGUUUUAUAUUUUUAUAUCUGUUUUAUAUUUGUCAAUUUAUAUCUAUUCACCAUUUAUUUUUGUAUUGGCUAUGCAACGUGACAUAAUUCCUCUUUGUUAGUGACGAAACCAUACGGGAGGGAUGGCCGAUGAAAAAUGUUCAGAGGCCGGGGAUAGCUGUCAUCCAGAUCAAACUCUCUCAGACCUGUUACAGGAUGCGCUCGGAAUGCACGCAGAGUCCCAUCAUCAUAACGCCGAUAGACUACGACUACUGUUAAAUACACACCCUGUACAUGAGCAAACUUUUAAUAUCGCGCCGCCCCAACAGAUUUCUAAUUUGGAAUAUUUGGAAGCUGCGAUACGUGAAAGUACAGAUUUUAAUCCAUGCAUCAGACUAUGCGAAAUAUUAAAUACGAGGGACACAAACACCGAACAAGCCGGCAGUGCGUUAUCAGAUACAAGCGUCCCGACUGCUGACUCGGCUCCCCCUAGAGGUAAUGUCGAUAACGAAAGGCCCUCGACUUCCGAUACACAGAGGACUAGCAGCGUCGACUUCGAUGCUUUGAUACGAGAUGGCGGUACCAUAAACGGUUAUCGUGUUUUACCGAGACCUCGUUUCAAUAGCGUGGAAUUGAGAAGACCCAUGAAUCUACGGGAUAUUGGCGCUACAGAUUUGGCGACGUAUCACGUUCGACUGCACGAGACCAUGAACGAAAUCGCGACGUUUGCCAGACAAAUCGGCGGCGAUGGUAGCGUAGUUAGUUUAUCCCUGAGAGGGCCCAGUCUUAAAUCUGACGUUACAGCUAUAUUAUCACCCGGCAAUGAUUACGACGUUAAUGUAUUUACCGAUCAAAUCGAAAAAAUUUUACAGAGCGAUGAUAGGUUAUUGUGUGACGACGCGGUCGAGAUAGGCGCUACCGUGGCUUCGAACAGACAAGGGGGAGGUAGCCAUCGUCGUAAACUCGCAGAUUUGGCUCUCGACCAGGUGAUCAAAAGAAAAAAGAUGAGUUUAUUUUGCCCUAUCAAUAUUGCGAAUAAUUUGUGCUUUUCUAUCUGUCUCGCCCAUUUUCUCGACCCUGAAUUACCGGAGAGCGACCUGGAAAGCCGUGCGGCAGUAAUCCAAAAUGAAGCGGGCUUUACUAUUCAUGACAAGAUCGGUCUUCACCACAUAGCAGCAUUUGAAAGACUGUUUGGCGUCAAAAUAGUCGUUUUUUACAGAACGAAUGGCGGAGCGUUAGAAACGUUUGCAAAUCAGAGGGAACCUCAUUUGAAAACAGUAUUCCUCUAUUUACACGAUGAGCACUUUUAUACGAUUCUUAAUCUAAAGGCGUUCAUCGGUACCGACUACGCGUGUACGUACUGUUAUAAAGGAUACAACGACGUUAAACAUCAUCACUGUAGCCGUGUCUGUAACGUGUGUUUUGACGCCGACUGUCACAAACACCCUAAAAGAACUGUACACUGUACCAAUUGUCUGAGAUUUUGCAAUUCCGACUACUGCUACAAAAUGCAUAAGAAGCCCAACCCCGGCGAAGAAAAGGCCCCGUGCGAUAGAAUAAAAUAUUGUCAACUGUGUAACAGACGUUAUGAAAUUUCAGGACAAGGCAUUGGAGCACAACACAAAUGUGCCCCCGUCCGGUGCCUACAUUGCGGCGAAGAUCUCGUAGUUACGGGAUCGCAUCGGUGCUUUAUUCAACCCCGUGCACCCAAGGAUCCUAGCGAGAACUAUAUUUUCUAUGAUUUUGAAACCCGUUAUGAAAAUGGGAAACACGUCGCUAACUUUGUAUGCGCCAUCACCUUUAAAGGAGAACGAUUUGUGGCAGAAGGUGCCUACUGCGUAGCGUCGCUAAUCAACCAUUUCAGACAACGCCGAUACAAAGGGUACACCUUUAUAGCCCAUUACGCAUCCAAAUUUGAUUCUUUUCUCAUUCUGGAAUAUUUUUGCAAAGCGGGGCUCACGUUGGACAUCAUCAUGCAGGGGUGCAAAUUAAUCUACAUGUAUGACAGCGCGUAUGCACAGCGUUAUAUCGACAGCUACUCGUUCAUCCCGAUGGCUUUGUCUAAGACCCCCGCUGCUCUAAACUUGACCGCUACGGAAAAGGGUUACUUUCCUCAUCAUUUCAACAGAGCGGAAAACGAGAAAUACGUAGGACCGUACCCCGAUAAGACAUUCUACGGUUACGAUAACAUGACCGACAAAAACCAGGACAAGUUUGAUGCGUGGUACGCCACCGUGUCGGGUAAAAUCUUCGACUUCAUGAAAGAGUUGCGCGAUUAUGGUGUGAACGACGUCGUCUUAUUACGCGAAGCAUGCAUGAAAUACCGUCAGUCGUUCAUGGAGUGCACAGAGCUUGACCCGUUCAGCUUUACCACGCUAGCUAGUUGCUGUAUGGGAGUCUUUAAAGCUCAUUAUCUCGAAAGAGAUACGCUAGCUCUGACGCAUAACAAUGCGUACGUUCAAAAGAACAAGACCUACUCCAAUGUUUCGAUCGAAUGGCUCGAGUAUCUCAAAAAGACCCGAAACGUUGACAUUCACCACGCCGUGAACUACGGAGAAGUAUCCAUAGGCAAUUACUUUUUAGACGGAUACUACGAACAAGAUGGUGUUAGACACGCGCUAGAAUUCUGUGUGUGUAUUUAUCACGGCUGUUUAAAGUGUUUUGCAGGGCACCAGACCCAUCCGUUGUCAUACGUACCGUACGGGGUGCUCAACAGACAGUUCGACGAAAAGGUUGACAUUCUCCAGAACGCGUACGGGUUAAAAACCGAAGUGAUGUGGGAGUGCGAAUGGCGUGAAAUGAAACAGACCGUUCCCUCCGUGAUAGAAUUUAUGAGAACUUAUUCAGCCCCCGAGAGGCUAAAACCUAGGGACGCCCUCUUUGGCGGACGAACGAACGCCUAUAAACUCUACCACAAAACUGCUGAAGGAGAAAAAAUAAGCUAUUUGGAUUUUACAAGCUUGUACCCCUUCUGUCAGGCUAGGAAAUCCUAUCCGAUCGGUCACCCCGAAAUCAUUUUCAAGGAUUUCGAGCCGAUUGAUCGCUAUUACGGUCUUGUUAAGUGCACUGUGUACCCACCGCGCAAUUUACUGCAUCCUGUAUUACCUUAUCGCAGCAAUAAAAAACUUCAUUUUCCAUUGUGUCGCACAUGCACGCACACGCAAAACCAAACGACGAGCUGUAAUCACACCGAUGAGGAGAGAGCUCUCUCAGGUUGCUGGGUCAGUAUUGAACUUUUAAAAGCCAUCGAGAAGGGCUAUGUAGUAUCUAGAAUCGACGAGGUAUGGCAUUUCCCGCAACAAUCGGAAACGUUGUUUUGCGAUUACGUGAAAACGUUCUUACGGCUGAAACAGCAAGCGUCCGGCUACCCGUCGAACGUCGUCACGGACACGGACAAAGCGAAUUAUAUUCGCAAUUAUUAUGAAAAAGAGGGGAUUCGUCUCGACCCCGAAAAGAUCAGUCACAACCCCGCUCAGAGGUCAAUCAAUAAACUGCUGUUGAACUCGCUUUGGGGGCGCUUCUCCAUGCGUGAGAACCUUCCCAAAACGAGUCUCGUGGAAAAACCUGAAGAGUUUACCAGAUUAGUUUUCGGCGGAAUCGACACCCUGAAAUAUUUCACGUUCGUGUCGGACGACGUAGCUCUCGUGCAGUAUCAAAGUUCCGAAGGCGAUGUUUGUGAACCUAACAACAUUAACGUGUUUGUAGGAGCAUUUACGACGGCGCACGCUCGGCUCGAGUUGUACGAGCUUAUGGAAAAACUCGGCGACCGUUUGUUAUACUCUGACACAGACAGCGUUAUAUUUGUGUCUAGGGAAGGCGACUGGGUUCCCGCUCUGGGUGACCAUCUGGGGGAGCUGACGAGCGAAUUGGACACCGGUGAUUUCAUUUCUGAGUUCUGUUCCACCGGCCCCAAAUCUUACGGUUAUCGCACGUCCAAAGGAAAAGUGAACAUGAAAGCUAAGGGAAUAACCCUGAACGCUAAAAAUUCUCAAGCCAUCCGAUUAGACACUCUGAUUGGUCUGGUUGACAGCUAUGCGACUUCGCGUGACAGCUCGCGAUACCUCAUGGCCCAUACCGAAAACAUUGUGAGGGAUAAAAAGCAUCUCACGUUGCACAACAAGUCAGUCGUUAAAAGGUUCAAGGUGGUGUAUGAUAAACGGAGACUUUUGACCGAUUUCACCACGGUACCUUAUGGCUACUGACCCCAGGGGCAUGCGGGAUGUUUCUGAUUUUGAUUUCAGACUUCAGCAUCCGUUCUCAUGCGUGAUCAGCGGUCCAUCCAAUUCAGGAAAGUCUUAUUUUGUAAAACUUUUGUUGGAAAAUGCUGCUAAUGUGAUUUCUAAAAAGGUUGAGCACGUUGUUUUUCUGUACGAUUGUUGGCAACCUCUGUAUGAUGAACUGCUUAAAUUGUACAAUAUUAAAUUUGUCGAAGGAAUACCA
Triplophysa rosa is the source of this 5802-nucleotide messenger RNA. RefSeq lists its product as uncharacterized. Gene Ontology annotation, molecular function: DNA binding; DNA-directed DNA polymerase activity; nucleotide binding. The record is from RefSeq and is a predicted model, not a curated record. The transcript is spliced from 3 exons. NCBI's taxonomy places the organism in Eukaryota, Metazoa, Chordata, Actinopteri, Cypriniformes, Nemacheilidae. Bases 1506 to 5564 code for a protein of 1352 amino acids. Gene Ontology annotation, biological process: DNA replication.